GAAAACUUCAAUGGAGAAGAGUAAUGGCCUACGAGUGAUUAUGUUCCCACUUCCUAUACAAGGCUGCGUUAACCCUAUGUUUCAGCUCGCAAAGAUCCUCCACUCAAGAGGUUUCUCCAUCACUGUGAUCCACACGCGCUUCAACGCUCCAAAAACUUCAAACCACUCUCUCUUCACCUUCUUAGAGAUCCCAGACGGCUUGUCUGAAAAAGAUAAAAGCACUCACGAUGUCACACUUCUCCUGACGCUUCUUAACCGAAGCUGUGAGGCUCCGUUUCGUGAAUGUUUGACUAAAUUGUUGCAAGAGAAACAGAGGAUUAGCUGUUUGAUCGAUGAUGCUGGAUGGAUCUUCACACAACCUGUUGCUCAGAGUCUGAAUCUCCCGAGAUUGGUUACUAAUACCUAUAAAGUCUCCUUCUUUGUAGGUCAUUUUGUUCUUCCCCCGCUCCGCCGUGACAGAUAUCUUUUACAGCAAGGUUCAGAACAAGAUGAACCAGCAGAGGAGUUUCCACCGCUUAGAAAGAAAGAUCUCUUACAAAUCCUCGAGGGAGAAACAGAAGUUCUAGACUCGUACUCGGAUAUGAUCUUGCAAACGACAAAGGCAUCUUCAGGUCUUAUUUUCGUGUCAUCAUGUGAAGAAUUGGAUCAAGACUCACUCAGCCAAGCACGUAAAGACUUUCAACUCCCCAUCUUUGCUAUUGGACCUUCUCAUAGCUACUUCCCGGGCUCUUCUAGUAGCUUGUUCACACCGGACCAGACUUGUAUUCAGUGGUUAGACAAACAAGAAGACAACUCAGUGAUUUACGUGAGUUUCGGAAGCGUCGUGAACAUCACUGAAUCAGAGUUACUAGAGGUUGCGUGGGGCCUAAGAAACAGCGAGCAGCCUUUCUUGUGGGUGGUACGUGUUGGUAUGGUCAAUGGCACGAAAGGAGUCGAGGCUAUACCUGAAGAGCUGAUGGAGAGGCUUGAGGAGAAGGGGAAGAUAGUGAAAUGGGCACCGCAACAAGAAGUUCUAAAGCAUCGAGCCACUGGUGGAUUCUUGACACAUAAUGGUUGGAACUCAACGGUGGAGAGUGUUUGUGAAGGUGUACCUAUGAUUUGUGUGCCUUCUGUAUGGGAUCAGUUGCUUAAUGCAAGAUUUGUUAGUGAUGUGUGGAUGGUGGGGCUUCAUCUAGAGGGUAGGAUUGAGAGAGAUGAGAUAGAGAGAGUGGUGAGGAGAUUGUUGUUGGAACCUGAAGGUGAAGUGAUCAGAGAGAGGAUGAAACUUCUUAAGGAGAAAGUAGGAAGAUCGGUUAAAGAAAAUGGUUCGGCUAAUCGAUCUUUGCAAGAUUUGGUUGAUUAUAUAUCAUCUUUCUAGAUUUUUAUGUGUGUUUUGAUUUCUUUGCUCCUUUUUUUUUGUUUUAUCUAAUAAAUUGUUAAGUCCUCCACUGUGGUUGGCAUUGUUGAAAUAAAACAAGACUAAUA
Molecule: messenger RNA, 1464 nt
Organism: Eruca vesicaria subsp. sativa (arugula)
Lineage: Eukaryota; Viridiplantae; Streptophyta; Magnoliopsida; Brassicales; Brassicaceae
Source: the annotation of a GenBank genome assembly